AUGGGUGUAACGGAGAGAGGAACUCUUUCCAAAAGAGGGAUUGGUAGUGAAAGUUUUCCCAAAAGAUUAGGAAAUUCAAUCACUCCUGUUGAAGUUUUAGGUCUAGCAUGUUGCACCCUUGAGCCUUCUGAUCACUUGGCGCUGUUGGAUAUUGACAAAUAUCAAAGUCACUUCGCUGAGGUGAAUAUAAAGGAAGCCUUUUUUACCCAGCAUUCAGCUACUGUCACCUUCACCAACAACGAGCUCAUGUUGAAAACAACUGAACACAAUCGUCUCAAGUGA
Molecule: messenger RNA, 282 nt
Organism: Ilex paraguariensis (yerba mate)
Lineage: Eukaryota; Viridiplantae; Streptophyta; Magnoliopsida; Aquifoliales; Aquifoliaceae
Source: the annotation of a GenBank genome assembly